Lucilia sericata (common green bottle fly) is the source of this 1233-nucleotide messenger RNA. RefSeq names its product histone H1-II-like. The transcript is spliced from 3 exons. The coding region runs from base 101 to 1093 and encodes 330 amino acids. NCBI's taxonomy places the organism in Eukaryota, Metazoa, Arthropoda, Insecta, Diptera, Calliphoridae. Gene Ontology annotation, molecular function: DNA binding. Gene Ontology annotation, biological process: nucleosome assembly. The record is from RefSeq and is a predicted model, not a curated record. Gene Ontology annotation, cellular component: nucleosome.
UGUGUGUGAUUGUGAUCAGUAUUAAUUUGUGUAGCAUUCAAAUUAGAAGUGUUUCAUGUUUAUUUAAUUUAUUUAAAUAAAUCUGUUCAAAAUUAAUGCAAUGAAAUCUAAAGAAUACAAGGAUAUUUCAGAAGAUGAAGAUGAUGACGAAUUGGAAGAUGAAGAACAAUCACAAGAUGAUGCCGAUGACAAUGAGCUCGAAGAGGAGGAAGGAGAUGAAAAUGAAGAGGGUGAUGAAGUAGAAGAUGACGAAGACUUUGUUGAGGAAGAGGAAGAUUUUUCAAAUAAUGCGGCUAAAAGUGCCACACCACGUCAGUCGUUGGGAGGAGGAAAUCAGAAAAUAGUGUUACAAAAGCCUAGUCAAACUACAAAGAAAAAACCCACUACGCAGAAAUUGGUGGAUGAAGCCAUAAAAGAACUUAAGGAGAAGCGUGGUUCAUCGAUUGAGGCCAUUAAAAAGUAUAUAAUGAAUAAAAUUCCCGAAACGGAUGAAAAACGUUUGAAAAUUCAAAUUCGUCGUUACAUCAAAAAUUGCUUGGAUGAUGGUACAAUGACGCAGAUAAAACGUUCCUUUAAAUUUACCAAUAAACAUGAAGCGAAAACUAAACAAAUAGAAAAGGAAAAACUAAAAGCUAAGAAGGAAAAAGAAAAGCAGAAACAGAAAUUGGCUAAAGAAAAGAAAAAACAGCAAAAAGAAAAACCCAAAGCGGAAAAGACUGCCACUAAAGAAAAGGCAAAGGAUAAGGAGAAAUCUAAGGAAAAAACCAAAGCUGGUAAAAGACCAAAGAAUGAAACGUCAGAUACUAAAGCUAAGCCAGCCAAGAAACCUAAAUUAGAGAAAGCAGAAAAAAGUGAUUCAACUGCUGGAAGUAAAACGUCUACUGAGAAAGCUAAGCCGAAAAAUAAAUUAUCUCGUAAAUCAAUUAAUUUGGUGGUUAGACCAACACCACCUCGUCCUAAAACCAUGAAAAAGACUAAAACAACCGCUGCAGCAUCUAAGAAGAAAAUUGAUUUUCCAGCACCAGCAGAUAAAGCACCGACUGCGACCACUAGCGCUGCAGUUAAGACCGCUGGUCGGGGAAAAAAGAAGUAGUUUUUUGCAUGUUAAUUUGCUGGUAUAAUUUUACAAAUGCUUUAAAUUAAAUAUAUGUUUGUUUGUCUUAAUUGAAUGUUUAUCUUUAAUUAUUUCAGUUCUUUUAAAUUAUUAAUAAAAUUUUUAUAUUUGUUUGUAAA